Molecule: messenger RNA, 2453 nt
Organism: Talpa occidentalis (Iberian mole)
Lineage: Eukaryota; Metazoa; Chordata; Mammalia; Eulipotyphla; Talpidae
Gene: DENND10
Product: DENN domain containing 10
Exons: 9
Coding region: 23-1099 (358 amino acids)
Biological process (GO): protein transport; regulation of early endosome to late endosome transport
Cellular component (GO): late endosome
Molecular function (GO): guanyl-nucleotide exchange factor activity; small GTPase binding
Source: RefSeq, a predicted model, not a curated record
CGGAGCGGCCGCGGGGCGGAAGAUGGCUGCUGCGGCGGAGGCCGCGGACACUCAGCUGAUGCUCGGGGUCGGGCUGAUCGAAAAGGACACAAAUGGAGAAGUUCUGUGGGUAUGGUGUUACCCUUCCACGACAGCUACUCUAAGGAAUCUGCUGCUGAGAAAGUGCUGCCUUACCCAGGAAAACAAACUCCUCCAUCCCUUCGUCUUUGGUCAGUACAGAAGAACAUGGUUUUAUAUCACAACAGUUGAGGUUCCAGAUUCUUCAGUUUUGAAAAAGGUGACUCAUUUUUCUAUUGUUCUCACCGCCAAAGAUUUUAACCCAGAGAAAUAUGCCGCCUUCACUAGGAUAUUGUGUAGAAUGUACCUGAAACAUGGGAGCCCAGUUAAGAUGAUGGAGAGUUAUAUUGCUGUUCUCACAAAGGGGAUAUGCCAGAGUGAGGAAAACGGCUCUUUCCUCAGCAAGGAUUUUGAUGCCCGAAAGGCAUACCUGGCAGGCUCCAUCAAAGACAUUGUAGCUCAGUUUGGAAUGGAAACUGUUAUCUUACAUACAGCACUGAUGUUGAAGAAAAGAAUUGUGGUCUAUCACCCCAAAAUAGAAGCUGUCCAGGAGUUUACAAGGACGCUGCCCGCCCUGGUGUGGCACCGACAGGACUGGACCAUCCUCCACUCCUACGUGCACCUCAGCAACGACGAGCUGGAUGCCCUGCAGACGUGCACAGGUUACAUCGCUGGAUUUGUGGACCCGGAGGUGGUCAAUAGGUCGGACCUCUAUGACGUGUUUGUGAACCUGGCAGAGAGCGAGAUUACCAUCGCCCCACGUGCGAAAGAGACCAUGACCAUGGGCAAGCUACACAAAGAAAUCGGCCAGUUAAUCGUUCAGUCUGCAGAAGACCCAGAGAAGUCCGACAGCCAAGUGAUACAGGAUAUUUCCCUAAAAACAAAAGAAAUCUUCACCAACCUGGCACCAUUUUCAGAAGCUUCUGGUGAGGGAGAAAAGCUGGUACUCAAUUUGGAGGCCCUAAAGCAGAGACGAUUCCCGCCAGCCACAGAGAACUUCCUUUACCACCUGGCAGCAGCUGAACAAAUGCUGAAGCUCUGAUGGGGACCGAACGAGGCACUGGUGACCGACAGUGCUCACCAUGAUUACCCACUAACUAUGUAAAAUGCUGAAAAUAACAGAGAAAAUGGUCUAUUUUUAAUGAUUUAUUUGAAAGUAUUGAGAUUUGACCUAAAAAAAAGCACUGAAACGUGAAAACACUUUCUCCCGUCUGGUUAGUUGCCUGCCUUGGUCAGGACCACGUGAUGUAACACCUAGACGUGAGAGCACAACAUGGCCCAAUGUCCUGCAGUGAGAAAGUUCUGUGCAAUCCCAGAAAAUUCAGAUGCCUUCAUUAUUCUAAGUUCUAGUUUGUCUUUGUAUAGCCACAAACCUAAUGGUUUAUUUUCAGAAAGCUGCCUGAAAUUUUGCUUUGUAUUCUUCUAGGAAGAACUCAAAUUCCUCAUGAGGAAACUCUACCUUCUGAGCCAAACUACUAAGUUUUCUGCAGAACUGUCUAGAAGAUCAUUCAAAAGACCCUGCAGUUGCACUUUCUUGUAAAAGAAAUUUUUUUUCUUGGCCUUUGAACAUUUUGCCUAUAGUACGGAGGUUUUGCACAGAUUUUAUACUCAAGUAGACAACUUUAAUCAUAUUUAUACCGACAGAGAUAAGCACUUGGCAAAUUUAAGCCAUAAGUACUUCAGUUUACCCUGUUGCUAGCAAUAUUCUUUUGGAAAGAUGCAAUCCUUGUAUGGUGGAAUAAAAUAAAUAACUGGAAUAUAAUGGGCUUAAUGACAAACAGCAGCUUUUUUAAAUUAGUAAGGGAAUGGAAUCAUUAACUUCCUGCAAGGGCUAAACCAGUGUCUUCAAACAACUUCAGUAAAAGUAAUUUGGCCACAUAUGAUCUUGUUUAGCUAUCUACCUUCUUAAAAACUGGAGAACCUAAAACUUAGAAAAGCAGCACGGGAGUCUAAAUUAUGUAUUUGUGAUUUGGGCUUAUAUAUUCAUAUUGAUUAUGAGGUUAGUUUUCACUAGCUCUGUUGCACUUCCUUACCCAGAAAAAUGUCUGCAAAUAACUUGUCUUUAUUGGACUCCGAUUGUUUAUUCUUGGUGUUAGACAUGGGUUAAGUAAAAAUAAAAAAGGGCCUUGUUCCCUCCUUGGGUUAGGGAAGGAUCUGAAAUGAGGUUGUUUUCCUGAGGCAAAUGAUUAAAUCUGCACUUUAUGAAAAUGAAUACUAACAUCUUUUCCCCCCUCUUUUGUAUUGUAUUAGCUAAUGAUCAAAGUUGUUAAGAUUACAAACUUAUAAUGCAGAAAUAAAGUGGAAAUAUUUUGAUACGCAACAAAGUUUUAGGGAGAUGAAGUAAUUCUCCCCACUCUAAACAAAAGAAAAAACCGUUUUUGUGAACUGCAAACAUG